AUUUGGUAGUCUAUAUUACCAAGUAUAUACUGUUUGAGAAGCCCAUCUUGUUCACGAAAAACUUGAAGCUCUAGUUUCUCUGAUCCAUAUUUUCAUCUCCCAUGGCUUCCACUGAUCACCAUUAUCAGCUUCACUUCAUUCUGAUUCCUCUAAUGGCCCAAGGCCACAUUAUCCCCAUGACUGACAUAGCCAGAUUGCUAGCCCAGCACGGCGUCACCGUCACCAUCGUCUCCACCCCAGUUAACGCUUUCCGAUUCAAGCCCACCAUAGAUCGAGCAGAGGAAUCUGGCCUCCAAAUCCGACUUCUUCAACUUCGUUUCCCAUCUACAGAUUUCGGGCUACCUGAGGGUUGUGAAAACAUGGACAAUGUCCCCUCACGAGAACUAAUCAUAAACUUCUUCAACGCAACGAGCAUGCUUCAACCAGCCUUAGAACAAUCUCUUCAAGAAAUGGUUCCAAACCCAAGUUGCUUAAUCUCCGAUGUAGGUCUCCCAUGGACAUCCCAUACUGCUCUUAAGUUUGGGAUUCCAAGGUUUUGCUUCAACGGUACGUCUUGCUUCACUCUCUUAUGCAACCAAAACUUAGUCCUUUACAAGCCACAACACAGUGUCGAAAACGAUUCGGAGCCCUUCGUGGUUCCAGGAAUGCCUCAUCGAAUCCAGCUAACAAAGGGUCAGCUAGCAGGAACUGUUCGUGAAGAUGAACCCACAUUUCAUGAACUCCGAAAACAAAUCAUAGAGGCUGAGGGAACAUCUGAUGGUGUGGUGGUUAACAGUUUCUAUGAAUUAGAAUCUAGUUAUGUAGAUGAGUACCAGAAGCUUAUGGGGAAGAAAGCCUAUUGUGUUGGCCCUGUGUCGUCACUAUACAAAAAAGAGGCCUCCUCAGGAAAGGCUAACAGAGGUAAUAAAGCAGCCAUUGAUGAAGACAAAUGCUUGGAGUGGUUGGAUUCAAAAGAGGCAGCAUCUGUAGUUUACGUCUGUUUUGGGAGCCUAUGUCCCUUGGCUCCUUCACAAUUGAUAGAAAUUGGAUUGGCCUUGGAGAGAUCGAAUCACCCAUUUAUAUGGGUAAUCAAACAAAUAUCACAAGAGUUGGAGAAAUGGUUAUUGGAAGAAGGAUUUGAAGAGAGGACGAAAGGAAGAGGUCUAUUGAUCAGGGGUUGGGCGCCACAAGUGUUGAUCUUGUCACACAGGGCGGUGGGAGGGUUUGUAACACAUUGUGGAUGGAACUCGACCCUGGAAGGGGUGAGUGCAGGUGUGCCUAUGAUAACAUGGCCCAUGUUUGCGGAUCAAUUCUAUAACGAGAAGCUGAUUGUGCAGAUUUGGGGGAUUGGAGUGAGGAUUGGUGUUGAAGACUGUUGUCUGGUCGGGGAAGGAGAAAAGCUUGGGGUGUAUGUGAAGGGAGAAGAGAUUGAGAAGGCCAUUAGGAUGUUAAUGGAUGGUGGGGAGGAAGGAGAAGUGGUAAGGGAAAAAGCGAGAGUGGUUGAGGAUUUAGCAAACAGAGCAGUUGAAGAAGGGGGUUCUUCUCAUCUCAAUAUCUCACUCUUUAUUCAAGAUGUCAUGCGUCAGGUUGAGCAGAAACAUUCUGAAACAAUCAAUUAGGAGAGAGGAGUUGAUUUUGAAGCGAAAUCAUAGAGAGAUUUUAUGGAUUAAAUAUUUUUUUGAAACUUUUUUUUUUUUAAUGAUUCCACUAUGUAAGGAUAAAUCAAGCUCUUGAUUAGUAGUUGUUUUCAGAUUAGCAUUUACUUCAUCGUGCACAGAGCAACUCGGAAUGGCGCAGGUGGGAUAUAUUUAAAAACAA
Molecule: messenger RNA, 1797 nt
Organism: Macadamia integrifolia
Lineage: Eukaryota; Viridiplantae; Streptophyta; Magnoliopsida; Proteales; Proteaceae
Product: UDP-glycosyltransferase 73C3-like
Exons: 1
Coding region: 102-1598 (498 amino acids)
Molecular function (GO): UDP-glycosyltransferase activity
Source: RefSeq, a predicted model, not a curated record